Messenger RNA from Hyaloperonospora brassicae, 381 nucleotides. Lineage: Eukaryota; Oomycota; Peronosporomycetes; Peronosporales; Peronosporaceae. The record is from the annotation of a GenBank genome assembly.
AUGUUGCGUGCAAAGGUCCUGCCGGAAGUUCUGGGGCAGAUCGUGGACGAUGAGGUCACGGCCUGCAUAUUGAUGACGUUAGAGGGGGCACUGGUGGGAUCAGUGGGCGAAAAAGAAGCGGUCGAUCAUAAAGUGGUUGGGGCGAUUGCGUCCCAUACUUGGGGCGAGUACGUGCACGCCGGGAGAGAAGCGAAUCCCGCGGGAGAGUUGCGCACGAUGCUCAUGGAGCUCGAGCACGGCCGACUCGCGAUGACAGUGGCAGGCAAAGCGUUUCUGCUCUGUGCCUACUCGGGCACCGAUGCCCCGGCGGGACUGCUCAAGGCUAAGGUGGAGACGCUGGGGACGUUCCUGUCGGCGUCGCUGGAUCAGAUCGAAACGUAA